CUCAAACAUUAUUAUAUUCACCUGCCUCUCCCUCUAGAACUCUCCUACCCCUCUCUCUUCCUCUUAUGUUACACACCUGGACUUUUUCUCUGGUCUUUUCUAUCACAAACUUUGCUCAAAACCCAAGUUCAAAAAUCUUUCUUUCUCCCAUUUUUUGAAGUUACCUGAAGCUAUAGCAGAAGAUAGUGUAGAAAUGGCUGCUUCUGCACUCUCUUCAAUGGUUCUCUUGGCCUUGGUUGUUCAUUCAAGUGGAAACUACUGUGUGUGCAAAGAUGGGGUUAGUGAUACUGAGCUUCAGAAGAACAUAGAUUAUGCUUGUGGGAGUGGAGCAGAUUGUGACCCAAUCCAUCAAAAUGGUGCUUGUUACAAUCCCAAUACUGUGAAAGACCAUUGCAAUUAUGCUGUGAACAGCUAUUACCAGAGGAUGAGUCCAGCUGGAGCUGAUUGUAGCUUUUCUGGUACUGCAUUCCUUAUUGGAAAUCUACCUGCUUCAGUUGGAUCAUGUGUUUAUCCAUCUAGUCCUGGCAAUGGUACACUUACACCUCCCGGGAUCAACUCGCCUAUUGGGCCAGCACCGGGGAGUGACCCAAACUUGCCACAUGAUAGUACUCCAGCAACUCAUCAUAAACACCCCAUCUUUCUCACCUUAACCCUUGUGCUUUCAAGCCUGGUAUGCCUGAGAUUCUGAGCAAGAAAAGGAGAAUGGUGGUGGUGGUAUGUAAAGAUGGAAAAAUAUUAUAUUUGGAAGACUUAUAAUUAGUGUUAAGUAUGAUUAUAUUUUAGUACAUAUGCUUCUGAUCUAAUGGAUAUAUAUUCUUGAGCUUUUGAUAGGGUGGCAGCUUUGGUGGGUAACAUUUGAUUCUCUUGCAUAGUGUAUGUGGGUCAGAAGAAGUAGAACUGGAUUCCCUUUUUAAGUAGAACUGUAGAAGCUUUGGCUGUUUCUGGGGAAGUAGUAAAUAGGGUAUCAGUAGAAAUCUGGUCUCUUCUUAAUGGAUUUUUCCCUAUGUACAUCUUCAGAGAAGAGGCACAAUGCAGUAAUAUAUAUCUGAAGUAUUUGCCUAGUAGUUCAUAACUCCAUUAUGUUGACUUAUUUAAAUUCAUUCCCAACUA
This is a messenger RNA of Cuscuta epithymum, 1110 nucleotides long. The record is from the annotation of a GenBank genome assembly. NCBI's taxonomy places the organism in Eukaryota, Viridiplantae, Streptophyta, Magnoliopsida, Solanales, Convolvulaceae.